AUGAAGCUCCGAAACGUAUUCCAUCUUAUGGCCUUGCUGGUCGGCACCGGUGCUGUCGAUGCUGCGCUAUACCGCCGAGACUACGACGCCCACGACUACUUUGCGGUCCAUCUACACUCCUCGGUUUCGCCCGCCCGGGUAGAACAGUUGCUAGGAGCCCGGCAUGAAGGCCAGAUAGGAGAGUUGGAUGGACACCACACGUUUUCUAUAAAAAAGGACACAGGUGCAGACCUGAACCAGAUACUCGAAGACCUGCAGAGAAGGUCUCGCCGCCGGAGAUCGUUGGAAGCCCGUGGAGAACCUGCCGGCACAGACGGACUGGAUGGGAUACUGUGGUCAGAAAAGCUGACGCUGAAGAAACGACUCCAUAAACGAGUGCCUCCGCCUCCCCUUGCGCUCAACCAGCGUAUACCUGAUAAAACUCCAGACCCUGAGGCACAGUCGAGGCAGGGUGAGAUUGCAAAUGCCUUAGCCAUACGUGAUCCGUUGUUCAAGGAACAAUGGCAUCUCUUCAACCCGUUCACCCCCGGAAACGAUCUCAAUGUUACCGGUCUAUGGCUAGAAGGUAUCACAGGAAAGGGGUCUAUUUCUGCCAUCGUUGACGAUGGCUUGGAUAUGUACAGCAACGAUCUAAAGGAUAAUUACUUUGCCAAGGGCUCCUACGACUUUAACGAGAUGCAGGAGGAACCACGGCCUUUGCUCGAUGAUGAUAAGCAUGGCACUAGAUGUGCCGGCGAAGUUGCAGCGGUUCACAAUAAUGUCUGUGGUGUGGGCGUUGCAUACGAUAGCAAAGUUGCCGGGAUUCGCAUCUUGUCGAAAUACAUCAACGAUGCAGACGAAGCCGAAGCGGUCAACUACGGAUUCCAGGAGAAUCAUAUCUACUCAUGCUCAUGGGGCCCAAUUGACGAUGGUAUGACGAUGGAUGCACCGGGACUCCUGGUCCGUCGAGCCAUUGCCAACGGUGUUCAAAAGGGUCGUGGCGGCAAGGGCUCCGUUUUUGUCUUUGCUGCCGGAAACGGAGCAGGUCACGAAGAUAACUGUAACUUUGACGGCUACACUAACAGUAUCUUCAGUAUUACUGUUGGUUCUGUUGAUUGGAACAAUGAACACCCAUACUACUCCGAAUCAUGCUCUGCGCAGUUGGUUGUGACAUAUAGCAGUGGAAGCAGUGGAUACAUCCAUACCACCGAUGUGGGAUCCGACACUUGUUCGUCAUCCCAUGGAGGAACUUCCGCAGCCGGUCCUUUGGUCGUUGGUGUCAUGGCACUUGCUCUCCAGGUCCGUCCAGAAUUGACCUGGCGUGAUCUGCAAUACAUCCUUGUUGAAACUGCAGUUCCUAUAAACGAAACUUCUGAGGGAUGGCAGACUACAUCCAUAGGAAAGAAGUUCAGCCACGAUUUUGGCUACGGCAAGGUUGAUGCUUAUUCUACCGUUCACCUGGCUAAAACAUGGAAGCUCGUCAAGCCACAAGCUUGGUUCCACUCACCAUGGUUGAAGGUUUAUCAUGAUAUUCCAGAGGGCGAAAAGGGAGUAUCCACUUCCUUUGAUAUAUCUCCCGAGAUGCUGAAGGAACAUAACUUGGAGAGAGUUGAACAUGUUACCGUCACUAUGAAUGUCAACCAUACCCGUCGCGGUGAUCUCAGCGUCGAGCUUCGCAGCCCGAGCGGUGUCGUCAGUCACCUUAGUACCACUCGAUCUAAAGACUCUGAAAGAGUUGGAUACGUUGACUGGACUUUCAUGUCUGUUGCUCAUUGGGGUGAAAAGGGAACAGGAGUCUGGACCGUCAUUGUCAAGGAUACCGUUGUUAACAAUUACAACGGAACAUUCCUUGACUGGCGUCUUACUCUAUGGGGAGAAUCUAUCGAUCCCAGCAUUCAAAAACUACACCCUCUCCCCGAUGCUCAUGACCACGACCAUGAUACCGCCAUUCCAGCCCCCCACGUCAGCACGGCUUCCGUUCAGCCAGGGCCAACUAAGACCAGCCCUCCAUUCCGUCCUACCGAUCAUAUUGACCGACCAGCACGGCCAAAACCAACAGGAUCCAAAAACCCAGAUCCUACUGCCACCACCGCAGCGGCACCUUCGGCAGGAGCGGAAAACUUCCUCCCUUCGCCUUUCCCAACCUUCGGUGUCUCAAAACAUACCCAGAUCUGGAUCUACGGCUCCAUCGCCCUGAUACUCAUCUUCUGCACCGCACUGGGCAUAUACUUCUGGAUUCAGCGUCGAAAACGCCUACGCAACAAUCGCAAUGAAUACGAAUUCGAAAUGGUAGCGAACGAAGAUGAAGGUUUCCCACUCAGCGGUGCCGGUGUCGGAGGCAAAAAGGGCACUCGUCGCGGAGGAGAGCUAUACGAUGCAUUCGCCGGCGACAGCGAUGACGAAGACCCUCUAUUCAGCAGCGAAGAUGAAGACUCGAACGAAUAUGCGGAUGCAGCUGAAGAUGAUGACUCCUACCACGACGAUGGACCACAAGUUACCCCUCCGGAGUCUACAACUAGAUCAUGA
Molecule: messenger RNA, 2505 nt
Organism: Nannizzia gypsea CBS 118893
Lineage: Eukaryota; Fungi; Ascomycota; Eurotiomycetes; Onygenales; Arthrodermataceae
Product: kexin
Exons: 2
Coding region: 1-2505 (834 amino acids)
Biological process (GO): protein processing
Cellular component (GO): Golgi membrane; trans-Golgi network
Molecular function (GO): serine-type endopeptidase activity
Source: RefSeq, a predicted model, not a curated record